Messenger RNA from Oncorhynchus nerka (sockeye salmon), 3720 nucleotides. Its product is annotated as lysosome-associated membrane glycoprotein 2-like. The transcript has 9 exons. The record is from RefSeq and is a predicted model, not a curated record. Gene Ontology annotation, cellular component: late endosome membrane; lysosomal membrane; plasma membrane. The coding region runs from base 196 to 1416 and encodes 406 amino acids. NCBI's taxonomy places the organism in Eukaryota, Metazoa, Chordata, Actinopteri, Salmoniformes, Salmonidae. Gene Ontology annotation, biological process: establishment of protein localization to organelle.
CAACUAAGUUUAUUCAACGCACAUUUAUUGUGGAGUUCCGAUACGUGCUUAGUAUAUAGGAAGCUCUGCCCGCAGGUCAUAUGACUUUAAUUUCCUGGUGCUUUUGCAGUAGAUGCGCGGGAGCUGCACAUUUGGAAGGUAGCCGAAGUCGAACGCUGUUGUUUCCGGGUGAAGUGUUUUGGCUACCAAGUGAUCAUGUUUUGGUGCGCGUUUGUGGUCUUCUUCUUGGCUCUUGGAAAUGAACUCCACCUGUCACAUGCGACUGAGGUGUCAGUCAACAACACGGAGAAUAAAUUAUGCCUCUACGCCAAUUUGAUGGUCAACUUCUCCGUCACCUAUGAAGUUGGUGUAAAUAAGAGUGAAACGGUUCUUUUUGUACUGCCUGAAAAUGUGACAACAAAAGGGAGCAUAUGCAAUAACACAACAUCAACAUUGAAACUUGGUUUUGGAGACGGGCACAGCUGGGCGGUUGAAUUCACUAAGGACAACAAAACGUACCAAGUAGAUUCCAUUGUCUUCACCUACAACCUCAAUGACUCAAGCGUCUUCACCAACUCCACGUCAAACGAAACCAAGUCUGUGACGGCAAAGCCAAGGAUCACCAACGUGGGUGUGGAUACCUACUACUCCUGCAAGAGCGAAAAUGUCCAGAGAGUAGAGUCUGUCACUCAGACACUGUAUGAUGUUACUUUACAGGCGUUUGUCACAAACGGCAGCAAAAGUGACACCGACACUGUAUGCACUGCUGACCUGACCUCCACCACUGUGGCGCCCAUCACGACCGUUACCACCACAGCUGCCCCCACUUCUACCCCUACCCCUACACUGCCCACACCCACCACUGGAAAUUACAGCAUCGCACCCGACUUCAACAGUACAGCCUGCUUAAUGGCCACCUUCGGCCUGCGGAUCGGCUUCAAGCAAGGAGACAAAGUGGAGACCAUCAACCUGGUGCCCAGUGCGACUGAAGUGGGCGGGGCUUGUGGGGUCAACAGCAGCAUCCUCAUACUGACAUCGGACACAAUCGACAUCAUGUUCACUUUCAGCAACGACAGCAAGAAGUUCCACCUGCACGCUUUGAACGUCACAGUGAAACCAGCCACUGGGGUGGCUGUUGUUGCAGCCAAUACCAACAUGUCCAUUUGGGUGGCGGCAGUAGGCAGCUCCUACAUGUGCAACAAGGAGCAGACAUUAACUGUCACCGAAACGCUCACUCUCUACACGUUCAAGCUUCGCGUCCAGCCCUUUGGGGUUGAAAAAGGGGAAUUUGCUACAGCCCAUGAAUGUUCACUGGAUGACACCAGCAUCUUAAUCCCAGUCAUUGUUGGUGCCGCCCUGGCCAUCUUGAUUCUCAUUGUAGUGAUUGCUUACGUGAUUGGUCGAAGGAAGACCUAUGUGGGAUAUCAAACCCUCUAAAAAGCUAUCUGUGAUCAUGAAUCCAGAACACAGUUUGAUCCUUAUGUGUCAGGGGGGUCCCAAAACCUGAUCCUGGAUUGGCUGUGUAAUCUUUCCAUUAAUGACUGACUCACAAACUGGAAUAGUCAGACUAUAGUCUCUUUACUUCAGCCACUCUUAAGAGCUGCUUUUAGACUUGAGAUUAGGCUAGCUUCGCUUAGGUUUAGACUUGAGUAGCUUUGUUCAGGUAAUUCUGAAUACUCAAAAUGCUCUCCAGGACCAGGUUGGACCACCCAUGUUCUUUGUGUAAUCUCCCUUUUUGUUUGAUUUGCUUUGUCUGUGUGUGUCCCCCCCCCCCCUUGUUGAAAGGAGCAGUGCAGGAUUCUCUGCCUCUGUACAGUAUAGAAGGCCUUAUUUAUUGCAGCAUGUCUGAAAGUGAUUGUUUCUUAUGACACUCCAUUUCCUUGCAUCACUUUCCAGAUUCUUGUUCAGUGUAGGCUCUCUUUUGAUCAAGUAGCACAUUUUAUAGAAACUCCAGUCAGAGUACUUGUGCUACUGUUUGCACAUUUUCACGAGGAGUUGUGACAAUUGGGUGUUGUGCCCUUGUCACUGUGAAUCAGGCUCCCUCCCCCUCUCCCUCACUUUUUUUUGUUUCAUAUGUUUUUAUUUCAUGUCUGUGUACAUUUUAGUUGAACCUUUCUUUUGUGGUUUCAUUCAUCCUCACAAUUCAUUGUAGCAGCGCAACAAUUUGACAACUUGAACAUUUUAGAAUUUGCCUCGCAGCUCAAUGAGACGACAUUGAGUAGCUUUGUUGAUUUGUCUCAGGAACUCCUUACUAACUAACCAGGAUAAAGGUCUGCUGCUUCGCUCUCCUCUCUCACCUUACUGAUAAUCCACUAGUCACAGUAGUUUGAAUCUGGAAAGGGAAGACUUUAGGACUGAAAUCUGUGUGGCCACAUUAAAAAACAGUGAUAUUAUUGGCAUGUAGUGCCUUCUCCAAGUUGACGUUACCAAACAAGGGAUCUGUCCCUAUAUGUUCACACACGACACUAGUUGACAUAAUGUUUGCCACUAAUGUCUGUCUCAGAAUUAUGUGUUAACCCUUUGACUGACUGGCUGUGAAAUCUACCUUGAAGUGUUACUUUAACUCUGAAAAGUCCAUGAGGAUGUAAAAGAUGAACCUGAAAGGAGAAAUGAAACCAAACCCCCUCUCCCGUCAUGACAUGUUGGCAUUAGGUUUCAAAAAGGGAUAGCUGUAGUUGACUUAUUUGCUGCCAUUCAAAUGUGUUCUUCGCAGAUGGUGAUUAUUUUGUACAUAUAAAUGCAUUAAAUCGUUCAGUAAGUUUGACAUAAGUUCAAAAUGCAUGCUGCAAUAUUACACCUGUGUAUAGUAUAGUCUUGGCUCCAGUGUUGCGCCAGAAAGCUGCCAGUUAGUAAGGGGAACUUGUAAACAGAGCUGGGGUCAAUUCCAUUUUUACAAUCAAGUCAAUUUCAGUAAAUUGAUUUCUAAUUCCAAUUGUCCUCUCUGCUCUUCAGUAAGGAACAUUUGAAUGUGAAUUUUUGUUUACAUCCUGAAUUGACUAGAAUUAAAUGGAAUUAACCCCAACCCUGCCCAGUUAACCCCUUGUAAGUUGUACCUAUCGACAGAGAGUGGUAGUAAAGGUCAUUGUCCACAGGAUGUGUAUAUUUUUGUACUGUUAGGAUUGGAUACAAUGGGUAUUAUGUUGUAGUGCUAUGGUCAGCAUGAGGCAUGAAUACAUUUGAUUGCUGCCUUUAGUUGCUUUUGAUUCAACCAAUUUUUCUUCAGAUUAUGUGAAUGAUUCAUUUAUUCCUUAUCAAAUAUUAUUUUUGAUUCUUGCAUUACAGUCCGGUGUGAUGUGUCUUGGAAAAUUGACUGCUUUUCUACAAAUCCUGUUUGUUACUAUGAUUCUAAAAUUGGCUUCUCAGACCCUGUAUAAAGUCAAUUCUAAAAUACCCUUUGGAAUCUUAACAUUUACUACUCCCAAUUUUCAUUCACUUGACAAUGUUAUGAUUGUGACAAAUUUGUGCCUUACUCAAUGAAGCUUGUCCAUUUGAGAUUCAUUCAGGUUUGAUAUCUUUACAUUUAAUGGAUUCUCCACUAGUCUAAAUGUCUCCUAUUUUAUGAAUUCAAAAUGCAUCAUGUUAAGAAAAGGGAAAUCCCUAUUUCAGGAGAGGCCCAUCCUCCAAAUGUAAGAUGCAUUAUAUUUUCUUCUGUGUAACUCCAAACAAAUGUUCAUUUUUGAAUUCCUUUUCAAUAGGCUUUUAGCUGCAAUAAAUGGGAAUGGAAAUUGUCCCCCAAAACAA